AUCGAAAGAAUCUUUCGAAGUAAUGGCCAGCACUAAAUCAGUGGAAAAUGCUGUCCAAACUAGGCCUGUAGAGAUAUCACAGCAAUUACAGGAUGGAGAAAAAUUUGUUAAAUGGGAUGAGGAUUCAGGAGUGGCAACACCAGUUACUUUAAAAGUUGACAAACAUGGUUUUUACCUCCAUUGGAUAGAUCAGCAUAAUGAAAUGGAUAUGAUCGAUAUAGCUAUGAUUCGUGACACACGUACUGGGUUAUUUGCAAAAAUACCUAAGGAUCCAAAAUUAAAAGCUCUUGUAACAAUGGGUUCACAAGAUUCUUUAGAAGAUAAGACUGUAACAAUUUGUCAUGGUUCAGACUUUGUAAACAUGACUUUCAUUAAUUUCUGUACAACACGUGCAGAAAUCGCUCGACACUGGACUGAUCAAAUUCUUCAUUUAGCUUAUAAUCUUACUCAGCUUAAUAUUAGCACAAUCAUGUUCUUACAAAAGGCUUACACAAAACUUACCUUAUCUGUUGACAAAUUUGGAAAUAUACCAGUUAAAAAUAUAAUAAAAAUGUUUACACAAAACAAAGAAGAUCGAAAACGUGUUGAAAAGGCAUUGGAUAUUUCAGGCUAUGCCUCUGGAAAGAAUGAUUCGAUCCCUUUGCAAAAAUUUCAAUUUGAAGAAUUCUUUAAUUUUUAUAAGUCUCUAACUCAGCGCUCAGAUGUUGAAAAGGUUUUUGAAGAAAUAGUUGAGAAUCCUAAACGAAAAUUAAUGUCUGUACCUCAACUUGUUGAAUUCUUGAAUCAAACUCAACGUGAUCCACGUCUAAAUGAAAUAUUAUAUCCUUAUGCUAAUUCUGUAAGAGCAAUGGAAAUUAUUAAUCAAUAUGAACCAAAUAAACACAAUGCACAAAAGAGUCAGUUAAGUUUUGAUGGUUUUCUUCGUUACCUGAUGAGUGAAGAUAAUCCUAUUGUAGCUGUAUCAAAGUUUGAAUUAUCUGAUGAUAUGGAUCAAUCACUCGCUCACUAUUUUAUUAAUUCUAGUCAUAACACGUAUCUUACAGGACAUCAACUAACUGGUAAGAGUUCUGUAGAAAUAUAUCGUCAAUGUUUGCUUGCUGGUUGUCGAUGUGUUGAGCUUGAUUUUUGGAACGGCAAGUUUGAUGAACCGAUCAUUGUUCAUGGGUAUACGUUUGUACCUGAAAUUUCGGCUAGGGAUGUUAUUGAAGCGAUAGCAGAGAGUGCCUUUAAAACAUCAGAGUAUCCUGUAAUACUAAGCUUUGAAAAUCAUUGUAAUCCAAGACAACAAGCAAAAAUUGCUCAAUACUGUAGAGAGUUCUUUGGAGAAAUGCUUCUUGAUGCACCACUUGAAUCUCAUAAAUUAGAACCUGGUCAACAAUUACCACCACCUUCAUUAUUAAAAAGAAAAAUAAUAAUAAAAAAUAAGAAAAAGCAUAAUCAUCAUCAUCAUCAUAAAAAGCAUCAUAAAAAACAGCAAAUUCAAACUGAAGGUAUAGAAGAAGGCAUUGAAACUUGUGAAGAGCAUGAUAGUGAGAAUCAGUCAGCUAAAGGAGAAAAUGGUCCUCCACCCGAUAUCAUACCACUAAGUGAAGUAGUAGAUGGUAUGGUAGUUGGGAAUGGAAAUGGUGAACAUCAAAUAGCUAAUGGAGAACUUCGUCCACCUAUGCUACAACAUCGACAGGGUAGCAAAGAUAGUACUCAAGAUGAUGAUGAUGAUGAAGAUGAAUCAAGCACUGAAGAUGAUGAAUCCAAUACUGAAGAUAUUAAAUUGCGACUUGAUGAUAAAGUGGCAGUUUCAGAUAAAGCAGCUGCUACUAAGGAAACAGAAGCUGGAGCCGAAAUUUCUGCAUUAGUUAAUUAUGUUCAACCAGUUCAUUUCAGUAGUUUUGAAUCUUCAGAAAAAAAAAAUCGUAUGUAUGAGAUGUCAUCAUUUGAUGAAAAACAAGCUACAACAUUAUUAAAAGAACGACCACUCGAAUUCGUCAAUUAUAAUAAGCAUCAAUUAUCUCGUGUUUACCCAUCUGGUACACGCUUUGAUUCAAGUAAUUUCAUGCCUCAAGUUUUUUGGAAUGCCGGUUGUCAACUUGUAGCUUUGAAUUAUCAAACCUUAGAUCUUGCUAUGCAAUUAAAUUUGGGAAUAUUUGAGUAUAAUAAACGUUGCGGUUACUUAUUAAAACCUGAAUUCAUGCGUAGAAAAGAUCGCCGAUUAGAUCCUUUUGCUGAAUCAACAGUUGAUGGUAUUAUUGCUGGAAUGGUUCACAUUCAUGUAAUAUCAGCCCAGUUCUUAACGGAUAGAAGAGUAGGAACUUAUGUAGAAGUUGAUAUGUAUGGUCUUCCAGCUGAUACCGUUAGAAAGAAAUUUAAAACCAAAAUAGUCCCUAAUAAUGGUAUAAAUCCAGUAUACGACGAAGAUCCUUUUGUUUUCAAAAAGGUAGUCUUACCAGAAUUAGCCUCUAUUCGAAUAGCAGCUUACGAAGAAUCUGGAAAGAUGAUUGGUCACCGCGUUCUACCAGUUGUUGGUUUAUGUCCAGGUUAUAGACAUGUGGCUCUGAGAACCGAAUGUGGGCAGCCUCUUCCAUUAGCCAGUUUAUUUUUACAUGUUAUCGUUAAAGACUAUGUACCAGAUAAGUUAAGUGACUUGGCAGAAGCACUGGCCAAUCCAAUUAAAUACCAAAGUGAACAAGAAAAAAGAGAAGUGCAACUAUCAGUGCUUACAGAUGAUAUGGAGGAACCAUCUAAAGGUCACAUUGAGAUUAAAGACAAAAUUAAGGAAAAAGGUAGCAGUGGAUCAAGUUUCUCUAAACCAGUUGAAGAGAUAGGUAAGUCAAAGAGAAUACAAUCCAUAGGAGAAUUACCUGGUUUAAUGCCAAGCAUAGGAAGUCCACAUGGAAGACCAUCAAUAGGACCCAUGACUCUAUCUGAUUCUCAAAAGUUUGAAGAUGGUUCGUCACUUAUGGUAAAUGUAGUUGAUGCUUCCUCAAAUAAAAGCCCUCUCAAUGCUAUAUCUGAAGAUAUCGUUGCCGAAACUUUAGACAAAUUAAUGGAAAAUAAGUUGGUCAAAGAAAAGAAGAUAGAACUAGAAAAGAAAUUGGAUUCAUUAAAAAAGAAACAAGAGAAAGAAAAAGUACGGAUACAAACAGCAAGAGGUUCUUUGGAUGGAGAGAAACAAAAAUCAAAAUUCUAUAUGAGUAACAAAUUAAUGCAAUGUCUCUCCAGUAAAAAUAUCUUUUCCAGCGAAGUAGGGUUGAGCACUCUGGCUCUUCCUGAGACAACAGAAUCAGUUGAGGUAGAUAAUCACGAAGGUAACGACGCACCGUCGAAAACACUUCCAAGAAGUCAAAGCGAGCGUAUGCUUGCUGUUUGUAAGGAGCACUUAUUACAGGAACGUGAAAUACAAGAGAAGUACCAUGAAAGUAUGUUCACAACCAUGGAGAAGGUGAUGAAAUCGUCGCAGUCCAGUCAGUUGAAAACACUUCAGAUAUUAUACGAACGUGAAACUGCUGAUGUUAAGAGAAAACUGCAAGUUAAUAGACAUGAAGAGGUAAAACAAUUGGCAAAAACUCACAAAGAUAAGGCUGAAUUUGAUCGUUUGAAGAGAGAAGUUGCAAAAUCUACAGUUGAGAAAGGAGUGAAUGAAUGUACGAGACUAACCAAAAUAUAUGAAAAAAAAAAAGUGGAAUUAGAAAAACAACAAGAAGAAGUUCGUCAAAAAUUUGAAGAAGAAAAAGCAAAGAUUCGAACAGCUCUUCAAAUGGAAUAUAAUCGACGUUUUAGCAAACUUGAUAAAGAUGAAUUGGAAUUAUCUCCAACUAGUGUCAGUCAGAGUGUUUCUGAAGCUGUUAGUGAAAAGACUUACUAGCAGACGGCUGGACAUUGUAGUUGGUUAAGAUGUUUUCAGCGCAAUACACAUCAAAAAAGAAAAUAGCUUGAAAGUGGACAUCAUAAAACACUAUUAUGCAAUGCAAAUUUCUUUGUAAUGUAAGUAAUAUCACAAAGAAAGCGUUGCAGCAAAGAAGUAAAAGUAAAUGUAAAAUGUGCAUUUUUAGUGAAUGCAACAUUCCGGUCCUUUAUUGAAAUCAUUUUUUAAGUAAGCAAAGUUAUAAAAAUAUCAUACAGUAAUCCAAUGGAAAAAUAAAAUGUGUUCGUCUUUGUGUUUUCAUCCAUAUGGAUUGUAGAAAUAUAGAAUCGAAAGUAAUAUGAGUAUAUGUAUACUACUUUGUAAAAUUAUGAAUUGGUAGUCACAGUAUUAAAUAAUAAGAAAUCGUAACGUAUAUACAGACAGGAAAUGUAAGUUUAUUCCUUUAAAUACGAAGGAAAAUACGUACAAGUAAAGUGUAGGCUUAAAUGAGAGAGAGAGA
Messenger RNA from Ceratosolen solmsi marchali, 4358 nucleotides. RefSeq names its product Phospholipase C at 21C (gene Plc21C). Gene Ontology annotation, biological process: release of sequestered calcium ion into cytosol; G protein-coupled receptor signaling pathway; lipid catabolic process. Gene Ontology annotation, cellular component: cytoplasm. Gene Ontology annotation, molecular function: phosphatidylinositol-4,5-bisphosphate phospholipase C activity; calcium ion binding. Bases 23 to 3859 code for a protein of 1278 amino acids. Lineage: Eukaryota; Metazoa; Arthropoda; Insecta; Hymenoptera; Agaonidae. The record is from RefSeq and is a predicted model, not a curated record. The transcript is spliced from 18 exons.